Messenger RNA from Drosophila suzukii, 2235 nucleotides. RefSeq names its product phospholipase A1 VesT1.02. Gene Ontology annotation, biological process: lipid catabolic process. The record is from RefSeq and is a predicted model, not a curated record. NCBI's taxonomy places the organism in Eukaryota, Metazoa, Arthropoda, Insecta, Diptera, Drosophilidae. Gene Ontology annotation, molecular function: lipase activity.
UUCAGUAAGUCGGGCACUACUGAGCGGGUCAGAUCUGCGGCUCGUUUUGUCGUAGUGCGAAAUCUUUAACGGUAGAGAUCGGUCAUCGCACGCACUACUCGAUCGGUCAGAAGCCCCAAGGGAGAUAUCUUGGAACAACCAUGAUCUCGCAGCUGGGACGGAUUAGCAUUAUUGGUGCGGUGCUUUUGGCAUAUGUGGCCGUCGUACUUGCCAGUAGCUCAGAAAAAACCGAACUUGACCCCAAUGCCAGCUGCAAUUACACCCUAGUCAAGAAGAAGACUUUGGGGGUGGAUCCCUCAUUUUGGAAGAAGUUCUUCAAGCAUUUGAUACCGUUCACUAGUUCGAGGGGUAAAAUGGAAUUCAUUCUCUUCAAGCGGGAUUUCGCGGACUGCGGAAAAGAAUUGUUCAUUGGCGAUGUGGAAAACCUUAAGAACUCGGGCUUCAAUGCACGUCACCAAACGAGAAUUGUUAUUCACGGCUGGAUGAGUCAGAGCAAGGGUUCUCAUAUAAGAAGAGUUAAAAACGCCUAUCUGAGCCUGACCCAUCCGGGAAUCAAUGGAGAACCCGCUCGGUACGAGGACUUCAAUGUGAUCGUAUGCGACUGGAGCAAGACUUCUACGAAUAUUAACUAUUACGAGGUGGCCAAGACGGUGGAGGAUAUGGGUGCUCUGCUGGCGGAUCUGGUGCGAUAUCUCCAUCAGGAGGCAGAUAUGCAUUACGACGAUGUCUAUGUGAUUGGACACUCGCUGGGAGCUCAAAUAGCUGGAAGUGCUGGCAAACAGAUCAUGCCACAUCGGUUUAACACCAUAUAUGCCCUGGAUCCGGCCGGUCCUCAGUUCCGAGAGAAGAGCGAUGAGUAUCGAAUAGAUGCCAGUGAUGCCUCCUAUGUGGAGUCCAUUCAAACCAGCGUUAGUUUUGGUUUUGAAAAGCCCGUGGGACACGCCACCUUUUAUCCCAACUAUGGAAAAAAUCAAAAGAAAUGCUAUGUAUAUGGCUGUUCGCAUAAGAGAUCCCAUGAUUAUUUCGUUGAGACCCUGACGAGUCCGGCGGGAUUUUGGGGACCCCGCUGUGAGCGUCAUGAUGAUGGCACCUGGGUCCUCCUCAUGAGCGAUGGAGAAUUCCGUAUGGGUGGUGAGCCCUCGAUUCCGAAAAAUGGAACCUUCUAUGUGAAAACAUACUCAAAACCACCUUAUGCCAUGGGUCACAGAUGGCAAACGGAGCCACCUCCACGGGAGGAUGAGGUUGAGAAUUCCACGGAAGAGUAGGAUAAAAUCAAAGAUUUAAUGUACGCAAUACUGUCGAUAUAAUUGAGUGAGAAAAUGUAUUAUAAUUAAAUUACCAUACAUAUGUUUGUUCUUUGCUUUAUUUUUAUUAUGAAAGAAACUAUUUUCUGAUUACGCAUUUUUCAAAUUUCUUUAAAAUUAAGAAAUCAUUUUUAAUUAGAAUAUUUAUUUUUAAAUACUUUAACUUGAAAGUUGUAUUUUCUGAUACUUAGUAAGCUUCACUUAGACAGACACACUUAUCUUAAGUACUCUGCAAAACGUAAACCAAUUUAGUUUUAUUGCAAACCAUUUGUUAAGAAAUAACUACUUCUGAUUGUUUAAGUCUGAUGGAAAUUCCUAUUCGUAAUGUAAACGUUUGAAUGAGUAUAUAAACCUCUUUAGGCCCGAGAAGUUUAACCAUUCUUAAGCCAAAUUUCAAUCGAUAAUGUUCCGAGCUCAAACCUUUUGUUUUUACUUUGUGGUUUUCUUGGUCUUGGUUGCUGCCAGGCCUAAAUUCAGUUCGAAAAGCUCUAAAAAUCAGAUUGAAGUUCGGAGUAAAGGAGAUUAUACUGAAAAACGUGUUACUUCUCCAUCAUGGUUUUACACAAAAGAAUCUAGCCAAGCAUCUAUCGAUAAGACUUCUGAGGUUACCACUGAAGAAUCCACCUCUGAAAAACCAAAUAAAGAAGGGAACUCGGAGUCCAAUAAGGAGGAGGAGAUCAAUGAGGAGUCCAGGAAGGAGCCCUAUGGAGAGUCCAACGAGGAGUUCAGUUGGGAGUCAAAUGAGAAGUCCGAUGGGGAGACUGAUGUUUUGUUUGUGGCAUAUACUGCAUAUGCUCAUAGGCCUACCCGUAAGCAGUCACAUGAGGAUAUUGACUAUUAUAACGAUAACUAAUGCUCUGAGACGCAUUAGCCUUUUACUUUCAGUCAAAACGUAAUAAAAUCAUAUGUUAAAAACAGAUAAAAAUUGAAA